Messenger RNA from Hordeum vulgare subsp. vulgare (domesticated barley), 1624 nucleotides. Its product is annotated as tryptophan aminotransferase-related protein 1-like. Lineage: Eukaryota; Viridiplantae; Streptophyta; Magnoliopsida; Poales; Poaceae. The record is from RefSeq and is a predicted model, not a curated record. Bases 121 to 1434 code for a protein of 437 amino acids. The transcript is spliced from 5 exons. Gene Ontology annotation, molecular function: carbon-sulfur lyase activity; transaminase activity. Gene Ontology annotation, biological process: amino acid metabolic process.
UCUCAUCAAUCCAUAUAAAACCAAGGAGAUAUCUCACAAUCCCAUCUAUAUAUAGCACCAACAUACCUUCGGAGAGAUACACCGUGCCUUAGUACUUGUAUUUUGGAUUCUGUCUGAGCGAUGGCGAGAGAUCAUGGCGAUGGGCUGGCGGCAAUUGCUGGGCGGAUCGGCGUGGUCGGGUCUGUGGCGCUAAAUCUCGUGGCACUCGUCAUCUACCUUCGUGGCCAUUUCUUCUCGAGUGUUGGCACCGUCGUCGAGAAGCGGCCAAGCAAAAAGGAGGAGCUAGCGGUUGUGGCGCCGUCCUGUGGCAAGCCGUCCGUGUUGUCCGACUCGAUGAUUAGCUUGGAUCACGGUGAUCCAACAAUGUUUGAGACGUUUUGGCGCGGCCCGAUUGGCAAGAGCGCUAUGCUGGUGAUCCCGGGGUGGCAAACGAUGAGCUAUUUCUCCGACGUUGGCAACCUGUGUUGGUUCCUCGAGCCCGGCUUGGAGCGUGAGGUGCGCCGCCUCCAUCGCCUCAUUGGCAACGCUGCCGUCGAGGGCUACCACGUCCUCGUCGGUACCGGAUCCAUGCAACUCUUUCAGAGCGCACUUUAUGCGCUCGCCCCGCCCAUUGCUGACUCGCCAAUUAGUGUCGUGUCUCAUACCCCCUUCUACUCGUCGUACCCGUCCGUGACGGACUUCCUUGACUCGAGGCUCUAUCGAUGGGCCGGCGACGCCAAUACAUUCGAUGGUGACAACUACAUCGAGGUUGUAUGCUCGCCGAACAACCCCGACGGCGCCAUCCGUGAGACCAUCCUCAAGUCCAAGACAGGCAAGGCCAUCCAUGAUCUGGCUUACUACUGGCCACAAUACACUCCCAUCACCCAAAUGCUCGCUCACGACAUCAUGCUCUUCACCGUGUCAAAGUGUACGGGUCACGCCGGCACGAGGAUAGGGUGGGCAUUGGUGAAGGACAAGCAGGUGGCACAAAAGAUGAACAAGUUCAUGGAGCUAAACACCAUUGGCGUGUCCAAGGACGCGCAGCUACGUGCCGCCAAGAUACUCGGGGCAGUUGCCGACGGCUACGAGUUCCAGCUUACCAUCCCCUCUGGUGGGGACGUGAACCUCCUCUUCCAUUAUGCGCGGCGGCAGAUGGCGCACCGCUGGCGCGCACUCCGUGCUGCCGUGGCAGUUUCGGGCAUCUUCAGCCUCCCUGGCGAGGUCGGUGGCUUCUGCACCUUCACCAAGGACAUGGUCAUCGCUAAUCCUGCAUUUGCAUGGCUGCGCUGCGAGAAGGAAGAAGUAGAAGACCUGGAGAGCUUCUUACGUGAGCACAAGAUCAUAACCCGUAGCGGGACUAAGUUCGGAGUUGAUCGAAAGGUGGUCAGGAUCAGCAUGGUCGACACCGACGAAGCGUUCAACAUAUUUGUCGAUCGUCUUGCCACAAUGAAAUGAGGGCAUCAAAUCAGAAGAUGAAGUGUUAUUUUCCUUAGCUAAUUUACUUUCAUAACUCCCUGGUUAGGGAUCCAAAGUUUAUGUCUAUGUCAGAUGCAUGCACAUUAUUGGUGUGGGUUAUGUGCCAUGGUAUAUGUUUGGUUUCGUGGAUAAUGAUAGUAUUGAAUACUAGAAUACCCAACUUAAGUUA